AUCACGUGAGGGAGUUCUCCUGUGGACGCCUCUACUAUCGCACUUUCCACAUGGACGAGUCCAGAGACACGCUCUACGUCGGGGCCAUGGACAAAGUCAUCAGAGUCAGUAUGAACAACGUUAGUCAGACGAAUUGUGAGACGGACGCCAUUGUGCUAGAACCCACCAGUGUCUCGAAUUGUGUUUCCAGAGGAAAGUCUGAGCACUUCGACUGUCGUAAUCACAUCCGGGUCAUCCAACCCAUGUCGAGAAACCGUCUCUAUAUCUGCGGUACCAACGCCCACAACCCCAAGGAUCUGGUCAUCUACGCCAACUUGACCCAUCUGGCGCGACAUGAACACAUUACGGGCAUCGGGUCCGGCGUGGCCAAGUGCCCGUUCGAUCCCAUGGACAAUAGCACGGCGGUGUGGGUGGAGAACGGGAAUCCGGGGGCGCUUCCAGGCCUCUACUCCGGCACGGUGGCGGAGUUCACUAAGGCAGACACCGUCAUCUUCAGGGCAGACCUCUAUAACUUCACCACCAAGCGGCGGGAGUACCCCUUCAAGAGAACCAUCAAGUACGACUCCAAGUGGCUCGACAAGCCGAACUUCGUGGGCUCCUACGAAGUCGGGGAGUACGUUAUGUUCUUCUUCCGAGAGACGGCGGUCGAGUACAUCAACUGCGGCAAGAAUGUGUAUUCUCGCGUGGCUAGAGUCUGCAAGAAAGACACGGGAGGGAAGAACAUCUUGGUGCAGAACUGGGCCACUUAUCUCAAGGCCCGUCUCAACUGCUCCAUUCCCGGAGAGUUCCCCUUCUACUUCAACGAGAUCCAGUCUGUCUACAAGAUCCCUGGCGACGAUACCCGCUUCUAUGCCGUCUUCACUACUAGUAUGAAUGGUCUCAUGGGCUCGGCCAUCUGCACCUUCAGCCUCGGCGACAUCCAAGAGGCCUUCCUGGGCCGCUUCAAGGAGCAGGCGACUUCGUCCUCGGCCUGGCUCCCCGUCCUAACCUCCAAGGUGCCAGAGCCAAGACCUGGCCAGUGUGUCAACGACACCCAGACGCUGCCAGAUAAUGUGUUGACGUUCCUGCAAUCACACCCGCUGAUGGAUGAGGCGGUGGCACACGAGCACAACAAACCCGUGUUCUUCAAGAGGGACCUGAUCUUCACUCACCUGGUAGUCGACAAGGUCACUGGGGGAACCUAUGGUCAAGAGAACAUCUACACUGUCUACUACGCUGGUUCUUUGGAGGGUCGAGUGUACAAGGUGGUAGAAUGGCUGGACGAAGAUGGAGUCUCGCGUUCGGAGCUCCUGGAUGUCUAUGAGGUCACCACUCCAGAGCCAAUAAGGGCCAUACAGAUUUCCAAAAAGCACAAGUCUUUAUAUGUGUCAUCUGACACUCGAGUACGCCAAGUGGACCUGUUUAUGUGUCAUGGUCGCUAUGACAACUGCCUCCGAUGUUCUCAUGAUCCCUACUGUGGCUGGGAUAAGGAUGCUAAUAUAUGCAAGCCUUAUCAGCCUGGACUACUUCAAGAUGUUACAGGCUCAACUCCAGGACUCUGUGAUGCUUGCAUUGCUAAGAAAAAGAUGGUGGUGACAUGGGGCCAGAGCAUCCACUUGGGCUGUGCCGUUAAACUUCCCCGUCCCAUCUCUUUAAAAGAUAUCACCUGGCACCACUACUCAAAGGAUAAGGGCAAAUACCAGAUUAGAUAUAGGCCCGACAAGUACAUAGAGACAUCAGAGCAUGGUUUGGUGGUGAUGAAUGUCAACGAGGCCGAUGCCGGUCGUUAUGAUUGCAAAAUGGGUGGAGAUAUUGUAUGUUCAUACAAUAUCACUGUAGAUGCUCAUCGCUGUUCAGCUCCAGGCCGCACCAAUGAUUUCCAGAAGGUGUACAGCGACUGGUGUUAUGAGUUUGAGAAGUACAAACUGGCAAUGAAGACUUGGGAGAGAAAACAAGCGCAAUGUGCCAAUAGGAACAACAUCAGCCAACAGAACAGCCAUCCCAAUGAUAUAUACGCCAGGAGUAACCCCUUUGUCUGAUCACGUCCAGUACAUGAAGACUUGUCUCAUAAAGCUGUAGAAGUAGAUGCGACAGGAACCUUCCUUCCUUAUGAUGGUCAAGCAUAUGCCUGUUGUAAUUGGUUCAGCAUCUGUAAAUCAUUGAAAAUAAUAUGAUGUGUAAUUUUUGUUAGAGUAAACCAAGAUAUUUAUUUUAAUAUUUAAAAGCAGUAAUUAUAGUUCAAAAAAUUAUGAAAGUGAAUGUUUCAAACAAAAAAAAUAAUAAUUUGAUUUUUUUUUAUAAGAAACAAAUUUGAUACCAUAAAAGUUAAUAUCUUAUUGUUUUAAUAAUUAUAUUGAGUGAUGGUGCCACCAGAAGAAAGGUGCUAAUAACAGUUGGUGCCAGAUGAAAACAGGUCAAAACCAAUACAAGAUCUUGACAGGCAACUUGACCCAAAUACUCCAAUAACAAUCAGGGUACCGUUAGCUAUUGACAUGUGUUAAGUUUCUUUUCCGCCACUCCUGAUAAGACGUUAUGACUGUACGAGGGAGUCCCCCCCUAGGCCUAGUUCUUGCUCCUGGACAAUCGCCUGUGGGCAUUAUUGCUUUUUGCAUUCUAAGAGCUUGAGUGAGCAGUGGAUCUUAGAACUUCUGGAUUUUAGUUCAGUGUGAAAGAAUGGAGCCGUGAGGUAUGGACUUCCAGACGUAUCCUUACAGGAGGCCGCUCUCCCUUAUUAAUCGAGUGUGACAAGGACACAUGGUUUAGUGAUAUAAACAUAAAUCCCCUCCCAGGCUGAUGGAAUGGUGCAUUUUUAUGGCAACAAAAAUGAAUAAUAAAUAAAGAAAGGUUCCUGGUAGGCUUUUAGAGUGAUGCUGUUUGUGAAAGGUAUUUAUUUAUUUUCAUUGUGUGUGGGAUGCAGAGAAAACGGUGAAGAGGAGCUCCAAGUAUUCACUCGAGCAGCCUGUGGAAACCUGAUCUUGAUUUAGAAUAUUGUUGAAAUCAUUAAUGCGAAUAAUUGCAGUAAUAAAAUCUAGCCUUCCUCAGGUUGAAAAGUCCCCAAUUUUGUAUCUUAUUAAAGGCAUUUGGCUGAAUUUUAAUCCUGAUAUUUUGUAAGCAUUUUCUAAACUACCUCUGCCUUGUCAUGAUUGUUAUCAUUAAGAAAGUUAAUGAAGGACUAAGAAUAAAACUAAUAUCAGGAAAUCUCCAUCCACAUACCGAGAAUAUUUUGUGGUUCCUUAAAGAAUAAAUAAUAACUUAAAUAAAUAAAUAAAAUAAAUAACUUUAAUGGAAGUACAAUUGCUGAAGGAUGUGUUUUUAUUAAAAAUAAAUGUUUCCAUUAAAUUCAAUAAUUAUAGACAUGUAAGAAGGUGAAAAAGAAAAGAUGAAGGAUUAACAGAUGUUUUGGGAUACUUAAGGGUGAUGUGUGAACAAGACUUCUUUUAUACAGCUCAUUUUUAGACUCGUCUUGUAAUAUACACAUACGUUGGAACAUUCUCUUAAGGUGACCACUUUAGUCGAAACCAAUCAUAUCCUUUCAUAGACCCAAGUAUAUCCUUAUAAAAGCCAGUCCCAUAAAUAUUACAGAAUCUGCUCCAGCUGUCUCAACUCGAUAAGUGGCUAAUAGAUACAUAAAUAAAUUGCACCCGUGUAUCUUAGUUUUAUGCAGCUCCCCUUUUGAGAAAGUUCCAUUUCACAUGCCGAUCCACGCUAAGAUUUUCGUUUUCUGUCCUGUGAUACGCGCCAAUUUUGUAAGACUCGUACAUAAUAAUAUUGCUCCAUAUAAGCAGGUUAGUAACACUUCAGUAUAAGUAAUGAAAUGUAAAUAUGUGUGUGUCUGCUGUUUAUUUCCUUAGGAAGUACCAGUUUAUGGCCUGCUACACUUUGGGUCAUCAACAUGCUAGAAUGACUUGUUUAAAAAUUACUGUUUACAUUCAUCAAUGCCCAGAUAAACAGUGUUCAUCUGAUUAAAUUACAAAUUCAAAGGUAUAGUAUAUUAUGAGCUUCUAUUUUACACACAACAAUAUACUGCAUUUUGCGCCUCAAACUUUAAGGAUAGAGAUUCGGAAAUCUGUAAUUUUGUUUUUAAUGCUACUUUCAGCCGGACAAACAAUAUUAAUUAAUAGAGAGCAUGGCAUUCUAGCAUGGGAUGGACUAUUUCAAUAUGCUUGUUUUGGGUUGUGAGUGAUGGGCUACAGACUGAACGUGUAACUGACGUGACAUUCAAGAUCUUUGAAUGAAUAUGACUUAAAGGUAUUUCUGUUUUGCUGCCAUUGCAGUAUGUACAGUACAGUAUUUUUUAUGUAAUUUGAACCGUAAACAACAGUACAUUUUAUCUUUUAAUUUCCAACGGAAAAGCUUUUAAUACUUCUCUGCAUUUGUAGGUUUGAUUUAAUUUUAAGUUAUCUGUUAGAUAAUUCUCAUGAUAUAUUUUCACUUAAUUUAGCUGUUCUAUACAGCUGUAAAAUUUGUUCAGAAUAUUGAACCGAAAAAUGAGGCUUAAGAUUUGCCUGUAGGCUAUGAUCUAGGAGUUUGUAAUGUGAAAAUAUUCCUGUAAAAUAAAAUUUCUUUUUUA
Procambarus clarkii (red swamp crayfish) is the source of this 4549-nucleotide messenger RNA. RefSeq names its product Semaphorin 2a (gene Sema2a). Lineage: Eukaryota; Metazoa; Arthropoda; Malacostraca; Decapoda; Cambaridae. Gene Ontology annotation, biological process: semaphorin-plexin signaling pathway; positive regulation of cell migration; neural crest cell migration. Gene Ontology annotation, molecular function: chemorepellent activity; semaphorin receptor binding. The record is from RefSeq and is a predicted model, not a curated record.